AUUCUUUUGCUCGUCUAAACUGUCCAGACUAACGGCUAGUAGCAGCAACUUUUCAAAUAUCACCAAACCGGUUUUCAAAACAUAAACAAUAUUUUGGUUCUCUUUUGAUCUCUUUCCUACGCCUCUUCUCUUCCACUGGACAUUGGCAUAAUUUUUACUCAAAUUUCCAUAAUGAUCCACGCAGAUCACCUGCAAAUUACGAAUAUUCGCGAACGAAAAAGAAAGUGGUUUUGUCAAAGCUUGUUACCAUUUCUCCAAAUCUGUUGAAUAUGAUUUUGGCAUCACAUUAUAAGUAUAAAAGAUCGCGGAAAUUAAACCAACAUUCACAGAGCGUUUUAGACCAUCAUUCCAAGCUGAGACUUCCUCCGAUUGUGUUCGUACAGCGACGACCUGCAAGAAUCUAGUCAAGAUGUUCAAGAUCAUCGCCCUUGGUGCCCUGCUGGUGUGCUGUGCCGUGAUGGCCCGUGCCGUGCCCGUGGACCAGACUGAACUGGACGAAAUGGCGGAAGCCCCCGCGGUCGGAGUGUCCCAAACGAGCCAGGCCGUGGUCGAGCAGGAGCCCAAAAUCUCCGCCCCGAAGGAGAGCGACGUGAGCGAGCAGAACAAGGAGGCCAUGGAGAACGCCGAAACGAUCGGAUUUGGAUACCACAAGACGUUCCACGUGGCGCCACGUGUGUUCGUUCCGCCGUACCCGCUGCCGUACCAUGCUGUUGGCGCGUACGGAUACGGAAUCCCGGCGAUCCCGAGCUACGGAGGUUAUGGAGGUUAUGUGGUGUACUAGAGGUAGUGUGGCCAAGUACAAAUUGAAAGUGGGGAGAGUAUGUUGAUACAUUAUUUAAAGUAUUUAUUUGCCUAAUUUAUUGUGAAGGAGGACACCAAAUAAAACUUGU
Messenger RNA from Culex pipiens pallens (northern house mosquito), 890 nucleotides. RefSeq lists its product as uncharacterized. The transcript is spliced from 2 exons. NCBI's taxonomy places the organism in Eukaryota, Metazoa, Arthropoda, Insecta, Diptera, Culicidae. The record is from RefSeq and is a predicted model, not a curated record. Bases 410 to 781 code for a protein of 123 amino acids.